CUCGGGUCGCUCACGCUGCAGGGCCCGUUCCCACCUGCCCAUGAGUCACCUGGGUGACAGUCGCUCGGCGCGGGGGAUGGGGGGGAGAACGGGGACUGACCUCCACGGGCUCCCUUGGGGACAGGCUGGCAGGGUUGGACCUGAGCAGGCGCUGCCCCCAUUCGUAGCCUCAACAUGCAGCCCACGGCCACCAUGGCCACAGCCGCCUCCACCAGUGCCACGGUUGCCCUGACGACAUCGUGGGACAAUGCCACCAGCCGGCCUACGGCCGAGCCCGACCCCAUCUUGGACAACUCGGUACCGCUGGCCGUAGUGCUGGCCCUGUUCGCGGGCGGCUCGCUGGUGGUGCUGUCCGGCGUGCUGCUGCUGUGUCGGCGCUGCUGGGACGCGCACCGGCGCUUCCACAGGGCCAUGGACGAAGCAGAGAAGACCACCACUACCUACCUGGACAAUGGCACCCACCCUGCCCAAGACCCCGACUUCAGGGGGGAGGACCCCGAGGGCCAGGAUGCCGAGACGGAGUGCUUUCUGUCCACCACGUCCACUGGCCGCAGAGUCUCCUUCAAUGAGGCCGCCCUGUUUGAACAGAGCCGCAAGGCGCAGGACAGGGGCAGAAGGUACACCCUGACGGAGGGGGACUUCCACCACCUCAAGAAUGCCCGCCUCACUCACCUCCACCUGCCACCUCUCAAGAUCGUCACUAUCCACGAGUGUGACCUGGGCGAGGCCAGCUCAGCUGCCACUCCCCAUCCAGCCAUGACCCCCAAGGACAGUCUGGCCAUCUUCCAGCCCCCGGGGAAGGCCCUCACAGGCCGCUCUGUGGGCCCCAGCUCCACCCUGCCAGGUGACCCCUACAACUCUGCGGCAGGCAUCGCUGACUUUGCAGAGAUCAGCCCCACGGCCUCCAGCGACUCUGGGGAAGGCACCUCGUUGGACGCAGGUGCUAGGGGUGCCAAGGCCACUGGGCCCAGCUCUGCAGCAACAGCUGGGGAGGGGAGCACAGGCUCCGGGACAGGCACCGUGCUACAGUUCCUUACCCGGCUGCGCCGCCAUGCCAGCCUGGAUGGGGCCAGUCCCUACUUCAAGGUCAAGAAGUGGAAGCUGGAGCCCAGUCAGAGAGCAUCCAGUCUGGACACCAGAGGCUCCCCCAAGAGGCAUCACUUCCAGAGGCAGCGGGCGGCCAGUGAGAGCAUGGAGCAGGAGGGGGACGCCCCCCACGCCGACUUCAUCCAGUACAUCGCCCGCGCAGGUGGCGCUGUGGCCUUCCCGACCCCCAGCCCCUUUCUGGCCAGCCCCACCAGCCCGCCCCCCACUCUCGGCAGGUUAGAGACAGCGGCGGAAGCAGCGGACGGAGCGAGCCCCGAGUCCCCUCCAGAGAGCAGCGAGAUGACUGAGCAGCUGCAGCAGCCCCAAGAGACAGAUGCUGAACAAGCCCAGGCCAGUUACCGUGACCUCUGGAGUCUGCGCGCCUCGCUCGAGUUGCAUGCGGCCACUGCCUCGGACCACAGCAGCAGCGGCAAUGACCGUGACUCGGUGCGCAGUGGGGACAGUUCAGGCUCAGGAGGAGCGGCUCCCACCUUCCCGCCACCGCCAUCGCCCCCGGCGCAGCAGCGUCCCAAAGACGGCGAGGCUCGCCGGCUGCUGCAGAUGGACAGCGGUUAUGCCAGCAUCGAGGGUCGUGGGGCGGGAGACGACGUGGCCGAGCUCCCAGCGUUGCCCUUGCCGUCUCUCAGUCCUCCCCGUAGCCCUCGAGCCUGGCCGCGCCGGCCACGCCGAGACUACAGCAUCGACGAGAAGACAGACGCGCUCUUCCACGAAUUCCUGCGCCACGACCCGCACUUCGACGAUGCGCCCAGCGCCGCACGUCACCGCGCACGCGCGCACCCGCACGCCCGCAAGCAGUGGCAGCAGCGUGGCCGGCAGCACAGCGACCCCGGAGGCGCACGCGCGGCCCCGCCCCCCGGCUCCGCAGCCCUGCCCACUGGGACCCGACCCACGCGUGCACCCUUGCGUCGCGGCGACAGUGUCGACUGCCCACCCGACGGCCGUGCUCUGGCGACGGGAGACGACCCGGCCAUCCCGGUCAUCGAGGAGGAGCCCGGUGGUGGCGGCAGUGGCUGCUCGGGCUCUGGGCUGUGCGUGGAGCCCCCCGGGGAGCUGCUGGACAAGCUGGCGGCCGGCCUGGACGAAAGACUCUUCCCGCCACGCCUCGCCGAGCCCGCACCCACGCUGCUCGUCGCCGCUGCUCCCACAUCCCCUGAGCACAGCCCGGCCUAAUCCCCGUGUCUCGAACCCACAUCUCGGCAGCUUCUCUGACGCCACGCGUGGCCCUGCGGAGCCUGGAGAAAUACGAAGCACGCCCCCUCUCGGGUGUGCACGUGUAUUGUGUUCGGGGGUGGGGGAGGAGGCCUCCCGAGGACCAGGCUCCGGGACUUGCUGGGCUGGGGGAGAGCGAGUUCUCACCUUCCGGCCCAGUUGUGCCCGGGUGCAUACAGCGCCAGGCCUCAGGGCGGUGGCUCUGAGACGCAUGUGCAGCCUUUCUCUCCUGGGCCGCUUGAGCCUCGAGUGAACACGUGCUGAGCAGACCACUGUUUGCCAGGCGUAUGCGCAAACCUGCGCGGGCAAGGGCAGAGUGGGUAGUAGCCCAGCCCUCAGUCCUGGAGCCAGGAGGUUGGUUUGAGGCCGCGCCUUCCAGCCCACGAGGCCUUUUACCUCACCGCGGCGUGCGCUCGCAGCAGCCGCGCUCCUCCCACUCCGAGCAAUAACCGCACCCGCCGCCGCUGCCCGGGCCCGCCCUCCGCAUGUGGAUGGGCCACCCUGUCCUUUCCCAAGGAGCUGCCAGGACGUGGACACACGGACAAAGCACAGCCCAGGCGGCAGGCUUCAAGUUUCCCAAGCUUUUAUUUAUUGCCAAAAGAUGGGGCGGCCUCGCCCCGUGCUCCCCGCCCGCUGGCCCAUGUCGUCGUCCCGUGUGUCCUUUUCUGGUCGAUUAUAAAUAUUCACUGCACA
Molecule: messenger RNA, 3009 nt
Organism: Jaculus jaculus (lesser Egyptian jerboa)
Lineage: Eukaryota; Metazoa; Chordata; Mammalia; Rodentia; Dipodidae
Gene: Cbarp
Product: CACN subunit beta associated regulatory protein
Biological process (GO): negative regulation of calcium ion-dependent exocytosis; negative regulation of voltage-gated calcium channel activity
Cellular component (GO): plasma membrane; secretory granule
Molecular function (GO): transmembrane transporter binding
Source: RefSeq, a predicted model, not a curated record